Molecule: messenger RNA, 2980 nt
Organism: Trichechus manatus latirostris (Florida manatee)
Lineage: Eukaryota; Metazoa; Chordata; Mammalia; Sirenia; Trichechidae
Gene: EXTL2
Product: exostosin like glycosyltransferase 2
Exons: 5
Coding region: 623-1138 (171 amino acids)
Cellular component (GO): membrane
Molecular function (GO): glycosyltransferase activity
Source: RefSeq, a predicted model, not a curated record
UAUAAUGCUUGUCAGACCCUCACUGUCGAUUGCAGGCAGAAGCUGACUCGUGGGUAAGACACGGGGGCGUACAGACUGUAGGGAGGCGAGCCCGGCGGGCCUCUCCCGGGCACCCACGGGCGUUGGAAACAUUCCUUCGGGGGGCCUUUCCGGGGAAUUGUUUGGGUAAGGUCAUGUGCUCCGUCACGUGAAUGAUCAAAAGUUGCUACCUCGGGGAAGAAAUAGAGAAAAGAAGGAUUGACUGUCUUUAGAAGGUGCGCUGGAAACUACAAAACCGAGCUUCUCGGGAACUGCCUUAUAGUCUAACAGGAAGUGGAGCGUCACCGAAAGGGAGGAGCGGCCACUCGAGGACUGUCUCCCUGCUCCCGGCGCUCACUUUGCGUGCGGCGGUUUUUCCAGGCUAUCAAUCCAGCGAAUGAGACACGGUAGAUGCACGCUGCUUGGUUUAGAAAAAACAGAAAUGAGCAAGUGAGUCGCCCCUUCCGUUUUAGGAUAACCAAGCUGCAAGCAAAUAAAUCGGCUAGCCCCACUGCAUUCUUCUGCACUUGAGGGUCGAGAGAGCCUGUUCCUAUCAAUCACUGAAGGCAUAAGGAAAUUUUUUUUAAAGUUAGACUUUAUCACAAUGAGGUAUUGCCACGUCUGCAAACUUCCUGGGAGAGUGAUGGGUAUCCGAGUGCUUCAUUUCUCUUUGGUGGUUAUCCUUGUGUUAUUACUGGUAGCUGGUGCUUUGACUGCUUUACUUCCUAAUAUCAAAGAAGACAAGAUGCUCACGUCACGUAGGGAGGUAAAAUCCCAGGGCAAGUCCACCAUGGAUUCCUUUACUCUUAUAAUGCAGACGUACAACAGAACAGAUCUCUUGUUGAGACUUUUAAAUCACUAUCAGGCAAUACCACAUCUGCACAAAGUGAUUGUUGUAUGGAACAACAUUGGGGAGAAGGGACCAGAUGAGUUAUGGAAUUCUCUAGGGCCUCACCCUGUCCCUGUGAUCUUCAAACUACAGACAGCAAACAGAAUGAGAAAUCGACUCCAGGUCUUCCCUGAACUGGAAACCAGUGCGGUGUUAAUGGUAGACGAUGACAUGCUCAUUAGUGCCCAGGACCUUGUUUUUGCUUUCUCUGUUUGGCAGAGAGAAGACUAGAACUACCUUCCAGAGAACGAUGAAGAAAUGAUCUGUGUAACACAGUCUAGAAUACAGAGAUAUUUUUCACAAGGCCACCAACAUGGGUGUCAAAUGAGAUAUGUAUUUCUGUACUCAUAUUGCAUAUUACUUUUUAAAAGAAAGUAUUUAUUAUAUUCACCAAAUUUAAUCCUGGUUCUGCAAUUACUGUUUAAAAAUUCUGCAGUGAAAAUUCUUCCUGUACCAUUGUAGGGGCAGGUUUUUAUUUUCUAAAUUCUAUGCAGGCAUAGUUUGCUUGCUCUUCUAUAAAAACAACUCUCUGCUAUUAAAUAUGGGUUCAUAAUUGCUGGCUUUUACAAGUUACAGUACAAUUACCUGGAACCAGAGCUGCAUACAAAUACCCUGGAGCCUUCUCAAAUAAUUAAACACUGUGCUUCCAAAUAAACCGUCUAAUUUAUGCUAUGGUUAACUCUACUUAAUUACCUACUUGGGAUAAAACAACGUGAGAUAUUAUUCGUAAGUGAUCACAGUAUUCUGCAGUUAUCAGCACUUUAAAAACUUUAGUUGUUAACUUCGUGCCUGGUGUCCUGAUCAACAAAUUGAUUUUCUUCCAUAUCAGCAGUUUUUCAGGCCUUAAAAAUAAAAGCUUCUUAGGCAAAAAGUUCUAAAGUAACAACUCUAGCUGAAAGAUUUGUAUUUUAGGUAAAAAUUCAAUUUACCCAAAAUGUAAGAGGGAGAAAAAUACAAAGACUGUGGCUCAUUAGAAUAAUCGAAGUAGGCGAUAAUUAAAAGUGACUAAAUAUGAUUUUAGGUUUUAUUCACAAAAAAUCAACAAUUUUAAUGCAUUGCCCAAGUAUUAUCUGACUCCUGAAAUUCAGUCCAGUCAGUGCUCCCCAAUGCCCAAUGUAUUAUAAUUAUUUGGUAUGAAUAGGCAGGCCAGAUUAAAAUAGACUGCACAAAUGUCUGUGCUUUCACACUUAACCCAUUAUCUUCACUUGUAGUGCUUUCCCUUUUCCUUCCUUCCCUCCUUUUGUUGAUGUUGUUGUUAGUUGCCAUGGAGUUGAUUCUGACUCAUAGCGACCCCACGUGUGCAGAGUAGAACUGCUCCAUAGAGGUUUCAAGACUGUGACCUUUUGGAAGCAGAUCACCAGGCCUGUCUUCUGAGAGGACUCUGGGUGGGUUCAAACUGCCAACCUUUUGGUUAACUGUUUGCAACACCUAACCAUCUUCCCUCCUCUAGCCACCUAGAUUCUCUUCAUCUUCCUAGAUCCCAUAAAUCGGACAUCCCCUGUGAAGCCUCCCAGCCUUUAUCCCCCAUCCUGUGACCUUCCCCUUGGCCUGCCAGCAACACCGCUGUCAUUCUAUUCUCAGUGUUCCUGUCAGAUUUUACCCAACUGUAUUUACAACUUUAUUACAGUAUUAUAAUUUCUUGUUUACAUAGCUAUAUCUCUCUCUAGACUGAGUUCUUUGAAAUGGAAUUUAACCCAGCCCAGUGUUUUUGCGUCCCUUGUUCAAUGUCUGUUCAACAAAUGAAUGAAACUCGAGUUCGCGUGCUUCAUUGUUUUUUGUUCGUUUGCUGAUUUUUGUUUUAUUUUUAGUCAUUCUCACCGUAAUGUUAAAUGUCUUACUACCAUACAUUCUUUUUUCAACUAUUCUGACAGACUUCUUCUGUUUUUAGGAAGAAUACAGCCAAAUUGGAAAGGGAUAAAGUAUUGUUUAAAUUUAUUGUUUAAAAUCCACAGUAACUUUUAAGAACAUUGCUCAACAUGGAAAGACAAUAAAAUCAUAAUUUUAUAUGCUCCUCAGAGAUUAAAAGAAUUUUUCAAAGCAGUCACAUUAAAUCUUAUUAUCCCCUACAAUAAA